AUGACAGCAUCCAACCAUGACCAGAGCUCCAAGGAAACAGUGGGUGGCGAUAGAUGGUACGACCAGGACCACCAAGUCGUAGAUCCUAGGGCGAUUGAAGCUGGUGAGGAAUUUGAGCCGCACUGGCGAGAGGCUUCCCAUGAUCAUCAUGUCAUCAUCGAGGAUGGACAGAAAUACAAUUGCCACCUGGACUCCGCAACGUGGAGGACAUCUUGGUCCAAGAAUAAGCAGACCUGGUGCUGCAUGAGCCAUCCGGAGUUCUGCGGUUCCAUGCAGCUCCCCUUUGACUGCAACGAGGGUCUGACAGAUUGGAAGGCAUCAUGGCCAACCGCCAAGAAACAAUGGUGCUGCAGGAAUUUCGCCAUGGGAUGCAAUGGCAACGAACAGAAGUACGACUGCAACGCGGGGUUCUGGAACUGGCAGGCGAGCUGGACGUCUCCCAAGAAGGCCUUCUGUUGCAAGCAUGCGAACAGAGGCUGCGAGGUGAUCUCCAUCGAAACCCAUCAGUGUGCUGGCCAUGAAGAGCAAUGGGACGACUGUCCGGAGCAGAGCAGGUGUGUUCUGUGCAAACCUGUGGAUUGCCUCUUCAGCGCGUGGGCAUCGUGGCAAGACGCUGAGGGAUGCCUUCAGAUUGCCUCAAGACAUCGGCAUAUCGAGGUAGAGAACAACGAAUGCGGCCUGCCCUGUUUCGGCACUCAAGUGGAGUCCAAAGCGGUGGAGGCAAAGCCUGAGUGUCUCAAGCUGAAACAGGAUUGCGUCUUUUCCGGCUGGGGCCAGUGGAGUGCCUGUGAGAAUCAGGUGGACCAAUCGGUACGUUCUCGGCACGUGGCCACGGAGUCCAAGAACGACGGUGAAGCCUGCAAGGGGAGUACCAAAGAAACCAGACCCUGUGGGGGUCCUGAACCAAAGCCCUGCAUCUAUUCGGACUGGCAUCUCUGGACCAUCUGUACCAGCUCUUGUGGUGGGGGCUAUCAGUCCCGAAUGCGUCGUGUUGCCUCAGAGGAUCACCUCAGUGGACAGACCUGCGACGACGCCUUGGCCGAGACGCGGUCCUGCAAUGCGGACCCCUGUCCGGCGAAGGAUUGCAAACUCAGUCAAUGGUCUGCCUGGUCGCCAUGCACCCGCAGCUCACUUCAAAAGACCAGGAGACGUGAAGUGCUGACUCCCCCUGAGGGAGUUGGAAUGGCCUGCAAUAUCUCCUUAGUUGAGGCUGGAAGAUGUGCACCACUGGCCGGAGAGGAUUGCAUCACGUCAGAGUGGUCCAGUUGGUCUUCCUGCGACAAGACUUGCCAUGGCGGUCAGCAGCUGCGCCAUCGACGCAUCGUGCAUUACAACUUCAACGGCGGGCAAUGCCCGGUGCAGUCGUUACAGGAGGCCAAGGCCUGCAAUACACAGCCAUGCAAUGGACAGACGAAGAACUGUGAGUGGAACCAAUGGACCGCCUGGGGCGAAUGCUCUCAUCAGCAUGGUGCUGGACAAGCCAAACGCACGCGAAGCUUCGUUGCAGCUACUGGAGACGGAGAGGCGUGCACUGGUAGCACGACCGAGCUCAAGGCUUGCGUGGUGAAAGCGCAGCAGGUGCUAGAUUGCGCCUGGGGCAAUUGGAGCGCUUGGACAGAGUGCACAGUCUCUUGCGGUGGAGGUUCCAAACGUCGCAAUCGCGCAGUGGUACAAGCGCCCAAUGCUGGUGGCAAGGCAUGUGAUCCUCAGAUCAAAGAGGUGGUGAUGCCGUGCAAUACCCAGCAGUGCGGUGAUUGCCGUGAUGGCAAAUGGGGCGAGUGGUCAGAAUGGGGCAGAUGCUCCGCCAAGUGCGGCAAAGCCAUCUCAACCCGCCAUCGGUCCGUGGUGGUCCUGCCCAAUGACUGUGGCAUUUUGCCGGAAGGGCUGAAGCAAGAGUUCAAACUUUGCGAUCUUCCACUGUGUGCAGAGGAUGCGGAUUGUCACAUGUCGCUCUGGAGUCAAUGGUCUCCCUGCAGCAGCCCCUGCCACGGCAUCCGGCAGCGCGUGCGGCGCAUCGCGGCGUUGGCGCAGGGCAACGGCAAGAGCUGUGGCAAGCAGAGUCUGACGGAAGUGGCGGAUUGCAAUCCCGCAGCUGGUGAGGCAAUGCCCCUUGCGUGUGGACCUGUGAAGGAGGUGAAGAACUGCGAGCUGACGGAGUGGUCCAAGUGGGGAGAGUGCUCUUCGAGCUGCGGCGAAGGGCAGCAAGUGAGCAACAGAAAGGUGCUACAGGCCUCGGCGAAUGGUGGGACCUUGUGCAGCGGAAAUCUCAGUUUGGUUCGCGGCUGCAACUUGGGAGCUUGUCCCAUCGAGGUGGCCAAGGAUUGCCGCUGGAGCGAAUGGCUUGACUGGGGCGACUGCAGCAGCUGCCAGGGCAAACGGACGCGCCACCGCAUCAUACAGCAGCUGCCAACACUGGGGGGAGCCAUCUGCGAUCCGAAGAAUGCCAUGGAAAUCUCCGAAUGCGACAGUCUCUGUGCGGACACGCGUUUCUGCACCUGGGCCCAGUGGUCGGGCGAAUGCUCCAAGGGCUGUGCAGAUCGCACCUUGACGCGACACCGCGGGAUGCAACUGCAGCCGGAGGUCACGGGGCAUACGCCGCUCUUCACCGGGAAUACUUCGAGUAGCUGUUCAGGGAUCCAGCAUGAUGUGGCAGAUUGUCCCAUGGCAGAGGAGUGUAAGGAGGUUUGCAAGCCCCUCCACUGCUCCUUUGGUGAAUGGGCUGAAUGGUCCGAAGCCAGUUGUCUGGGUCUCUGCGAACGUCAACGCGUGGUCCAGGAGAUGAACAACGAAUGCGGCACACCAUGCACUGGUGCCUUGCACGAAACCAAGAGCUGCCCAUCGCCAUGUCAUCCUCCCGUGGAUUGCGAGCUGUCGGAGUGGAACGAGUGGACGGCCUGUUCCAACGCCUCUGAUGGCUUCGUGGGAGGUCAGAGAUAUCGCGAAAGGAAGGUGAAGACUCCUCCCAAGGAUGGGGGCUUGGCGUGCUAUGGAGAUAUGGCACAAACCAAGGCGUGCAAAGGCCAGCUUCCUGACCCGUGUGAGUUUGGUCAGUGGCAGAGUUGGUCGGAUUGCAGCACCAGCUGUGGCGAAGGCUAUCGCAGUCGUUUGCGCAGCGUGGCGAACCUGGCAGAUGCCGGGGGAGCACAGUGCAAUGGAUUGCUGUCAGAGGUCACCGGCUGCCACGCAGGCUACUGGGAGGACUGUGGCUUGGGCAAGCAACAGGACUGUGAGUUGGGUGAAUGGUCCCAAUGGAGCCAAUGUAGUGUGACCAUGCAACGGGAACGGCAACGGCACUUUCAGCAGCCAGCCAGAUUGGGGGGGUUGCCCUGUAUGGGGCCGCUGCAUCAGACGGAGACCUGUCAACCAGCGGCAGUGGAUUGUGUGGUCUCAGAUUGGACCGACUGGGAUGAGUGCGAUCAGAGCUGUGGUGCCGCCCAAGCCCGGCGUGAACGGGCCAUCACCCAGUUCCCCAAGCAUGGGGGGAAGCUUUGCCCCACAGAUCUGAAACAAAUGAAAGCUUGUUCCGUUCCCAAUUGUGAUGUGAAGGAUUGUCAAGUUUCCGGCUGGUUGGAAUGGGGUGCAUGUUCCACCAGUUGUGGAAAAGGUCAUCAAUCUCGCCAGAGAAGUGUCUUGAACCUCCGGGAACCUGGUGGUUAUGGCUGCUUCUUCUCGGUCGCCGAGAACCGGGUCUGCAGCAACCCCGUGUGUUCGCAAGACUGUGCCUGGCAUGACUGGCAGUCCUGGAGCGAAUGUUCCCUCAGUUGUGGUGGAGGCUUGAAGACCCGGACCCGACAGAUCAAGUCGAUGCCGGACUCGAUGGGAAAGCAUUGUGAACAGAAGGACAUGCAAGAGGUUCGUGCCUGUAAUGUGGGAACUUGCCACGAUACUUGCAUCAAUGGACUCUGGGCAGGUUGGCAGAGUUGGACGCCAUGCAGUUCCAGUUGCGGUGGCGGAGUAACCUCACGCACGCGAGAGGUGAAGCGAAUGGCCAACAGCUGUGGAAAUCCCCCCAUCGGAGAUGACAAGGAGACCAAGUUCUGCAACGUGGACACGCCCUGUGAAGCCGCCAAGGAUUGUUUGUAUACAGGAUGGAGUCAAUGGAGCCAAUGCUCAGCCAGUUGUCUGGGGAUCACCAUGCGUCGCCGCAACAUCGCCUCCUACGGGCGCGGUUCCACCGGCCUCUUCUGUCAGGGGGCCUUGGAGGAGGUCAACGGCUGCAAUCCCGGCACCGAUGCGGCGUGUGCUCAGGGAGAUGCCGUGGAUUGCGAGCUGAGCAGCUGGAGCGGUUGGUCGGAGUGCAGCACCAGCUGCGAUGGGGGCGAAAUGAGGCGCCAGCGACACAUCACCAAGCACGCAACCUUCGGUGGUCGGGUCUGUGAAGGUCGCAUGGAAGAAGUCAAGGAAUGCGCCAGAACACGCUGUGGCGGUGGCAAUCUUCCCAUCGACUGCGUGUACGGUGAGUGGAGACCGUGGGGCGAAUGCAUGAAAUGCAGCGGCGAGAGGAAGCGUUAUAGACAUAUCUUGGUCUAUCCCGCAGAGGGUGGACGUGAAUGUGCUCCGGCCGAUGUGGAAGAAGUUGGACGUUGCCCCAAUCCUUGCGCAGAGGAAAAGUUCUGCGAAUGGCACGAGUGGUCCAGAUGGGGUGCCUGUUCCAUGUCCUGCGGCCCUGGCGGCAAGCGAAAGCGCAGUCGGAGCAUGAAAGAGGUCAUGCGAACUCCGAAGCCCAGCACCCCAGCGGCCAUCGCCGCGGCCAAGGCCAAGGAGGCCAAGGCCGCGGCCGCACCGUCGGAUGAGCUGCUGGAGAAGUACCGGAGCCUCUACGCGCGAACGCGGCAGUUGGAACACGGUCAGAUGAAGGACGACGACGAUGCGAUAAAUCGAUGA
This is a messenger RNA of Cladocopium goreaui, 4884 nucleotides long. NCBI's taxonomy places the organism in Eukaryota, Dinophyceae, Suessiales, Symbiodiniaceae. The record is from the annotation of a GenBank genome assembly.